Messenger RNA from Bombus terrestris (buff-tailed bumblebee), 2507 nucleotides. RefSeq names its product dnaJ homolog subfamily C member 9. The transcript is spliced from 2 exons. Gene Ontology annotation, molecular function: heat shock protein binding. The record is from RefSeq and is a predicted model, not a curated record. NCBI's taxonomy places the organism in Eukaryota, Metazoa, Arthropoda, Insecta, Hymenoptera, Apidae. Gene Ontology annotation, cellular component: nucleus; cytoplasm. Bases 215 to 1945 code for a protein of 576 amino acids.
GCAAGAGAGGAUUCAGUCUACAGAACAAUUAGAUCGGUUCUAGCUGAUCGCUAGACGUCGCAGAAUUUUCGGCUAAAAUCCCUACCACGAUGACUGCGAUUCUUUAAGUUAUUCAAACAUAUGAGAGCAAAAUAAUGAUAUUCAUAUAAAACUUUAAUUAAAACGUAUGAUAUUUUAAACAGUGCAAUUGUAUAAUUAUUCAAAAUUAAUAAAAAUGGUUGGCAUCGUCGGAUUAUUCCUAUGCGCUUUAUUGUGUGCUAGUGUCAGUGAUGUACAAGGGGCGUGCAAGCAAUUACAGAACGAUGAUAUGAUAGAAUAUUCCUGUACGGGUGGACAAUUGUCUGAUUUGGACAAUCUUCCUGCAUCGACUGGAAAAAUUCGAAUUUCUCACAUGCCAAUUCAACGAAUAACUGCGGAUACCUUUUCAAGGUUUGGUUUGGAUCUUUGGGUCCUAGGAUGUUCCUACUGUGGUAUAAUGGACAUUGAACCGGGAGCCUUUGAACAUCUAAGUAACCUGCAACAAUUAAGCUUUGACAACAACCAUUUAACCACUAUAAAGGAAUCUUGGUUCAGAAAAUUAAAUUACUUGACGUACUUGGACCUGAAUUACAAUAACAUAGAGUCUAUUGAGGAUGGCUUGUUCAAAAAUCUACCCGGCCUUGUUGACCUAAGACUAUCUGGUAAUCGUUUAGAAUGCCUAAAUCUUGAAGACAUGUCACAUUUAAAGGGAUUAAAAAGAAUCUUUCUGAGUGAAAAUUCUGAAUUCAAGUGUCCAAAAGCUGUCAGUGCUUUUCUCGAGAAGCGUGGAGUAAGUUUCGAUAGCGAUCCAGAAUGGAGUAGAAUUCCAAACGAUUUAAUUUAUCCGGAAACACCAUACGAUUACGACGAAGAGAGCAGCAUAGAGGGACAGAGUAUAGAGGAGCAAUCCACGCCACUACCUGCUCAUCGCGAAAGAUUGCAUCCAACUAUAACACCAUCUCCAAUUGCAACAACACAAUAUACCCCGCCACCGUUCCGUACAACCGAAGAAGUAGUUUAUCGUCCACAUAAUUCUCCAGAUUGGAGAACAACUCCAAGAACAGACGCAGACCCCUACGGAAGCAGACCAAAAACUACAGUUCCACCAUAUGACGUCAAUAGGAUAUAUCACCAAUCAGUCCCAGAGGAAUAUUGGAGAACAACUACGAUCUUGUACGGAAGUGGAGGAGAAGCUACAAAUCCAUCAUAUGACGAAGAUACAAGAGCACCAUAUAUUCCACCAAGAACCGUUGCACCAAUCGAACGGGUAACAUAUCCACAACGUGAAACGACGGACUACAGCAGCCAAGAUAUAACGACCUUGAGUUCUUGGCCAAGAACCUCGGAAUCCGUCGGUGCUGGUGGCGAAUACGAGGUCUAUCCACCCCACAGGAACCAAGACAAACAUUACACAGAACAGCCGGAUUAUUCAAACCCACCUAACUCAGUCCUUUUGGCAUCGAGCCAAAUACCACCUCAUGUGGAGCUUAACACAGAGCGUUCUAUGGAUCCCUACUCUGGUUGGUCUGCAAAGAAUAGUGUGCCAUCAAACGAGAAGUAUCCACCUACAUCUGUACCCAAUAUCGAAAACAGAGCAUCAGAAAUUUCGGUUCCUUCUUUAUACACCACUCAAUCCAUUCACUCUAUCCCAUAUGUACCAGGUGUAAUGGUUCAACCUGCUCACCCUGAAAAUGUCUAUCAACCGCCAUAUUACGACCCCGCGGUCACUAUUCAUUCACCGCCAUCGGUGAAUAAUUGGCCACAGCAGGAGGAAGGGACAUCGGCAAUCGUGCAAAUUGAAACGACUACCGAUAAGCCAUUGCCUAAUUGUACAACCAGGAAUUUAUCAUCGUCGAGCCAGAGCUCCAUCACGAUGAUCAUCGUUUCCUUUCUUCUUGCGAUUCGCGUCCUUGUGGAGGGAUUUUAGCCAAUGGAAGUCUCGUUAAACUAUUUAAUAUUUAUCUGUAUAUUCUGAUGGAAUCUCCGACAAUGAAUCAAGUUUUCGUUGACGAAUCGAAUGUUUGCGUGAACCUGUGCGGGUGUAUUUGCUCUCGCAAGCACCGAACUAGAGUUGAACGGAAGGACGUUUAUCUAAUCGCAGACUAUAGAUCGGGUGAUUUUAUAAGUGCUGUUGGUUUCGUUCGUUUUCGGUUUUGGAUCAAUCUUCGAGACUUUAUUUAUCGCGAUUCGCUGUCAGAGGAACCAAACGAAUUGAUUGAUUCUUCAGAAGCACCGCGGAGCCUGCAAAACCCAAAGCUGGGCGAAAGAAGCAGAGGAAGCUGAACGUCUAGAAAAGAUGCUGAAGAUCGAAAACGAGGAAAACGCAGCUGCAAACGAUUUGGCGUUGGCGAUUCAGAGCCGUAACGAGGCCAGAGCGAGUCAAUCUGACAAAUUCUUCGAUUCUCUGAUCGACAAAUACGCGAACAUGGCUGGAAAAUCGACGAAGAAGAAAAACUCGUCAGCUAUGAAAACCGUAAAAACCGCGAAAA